AUGUCUGAAGCACGGAACUCAUAUGUAAUUCCUGUUUGCGCGGUAUUCCCUCCCUCAUGCUGCUUGCUGCUUGCGUCUCAAAUCUGGCCACACGGAACCUCCGUGUUUUGUAGCGUCGAGUGAAACGCCGGAACGCGAAACAAGAUACACCGUCCCUUUCAGUCCCUUUUGACUUGACAUUGGCUAGCAUCUGACAUUUAGCAGUAUUCCGCAGGCACAGUGUUUCGUGCCUAGACAGCGUAAAAUCGGUAAAUCUCGCAUUUUACAAGAGAGAAUUUUGGAGAGUUUAUAUUGUCUGAACAGACAGUAGUUCUUCUGUAAAGUGUAAUGUCAUUUCGAGGAGGUUAUAUCAGGUUAUAUACAAUUCGUCAAGUCAGCUGAUCAAUUUGUGCCAGUUUGCUGCAGUGUACAUGAGAAAUCAGUUAUUUAAAUAAAAUUUGUACUCUUAACAUCUUAUAAUUCAUACUUCCAAAAUGAACAGCUCAACUGAUCCAAGACGUCCUGACAAGGAAAUUCGCUAUAAGCCACCAGGUUCGAACAAUCAAGCACAAGUGCAAGAUGACCUCACACCAGACUACAUGAAUGUCAUAGGGAUGAUCUUUAGCAUGUGCGGAUUGAUGAUGAGACUGAAGUGGUGCGCCUGGGUGGCACUUUACUGUUCCUGUAUCAGCUUUGCCAAUUCACGAGUCAGCGAAGACACGAAGCAGAUCCUCAGCUGCUUCAUGCUGUCGAUAUCAGCGGUGGUGAUGUCCUAUUUACAGAAUCCACAGCCCAUGACACCGCCGUGGGCAAGUGCCAUGCAGUGAUUUUUUCAUAAACAUAAUUGUAAAUUUGUUACAUGAUUUACUUUGUAACAUUUUUUACUUAUAUGUGGAUGUAAUUAUCUUUGAACAUUUGAAGAGUAAUACUUCUAUCAGAAUAAACGAUUAUUGAUUAUAUUGUACAGAGAAAUGUCUUAUAACAAAUAAUGUAAUAAAUCUAUUACAAUAAUUAUUA
Molecule: messenger RNA, 996 nt
Organism: Linepithema humile (Argentine ant)
Lineage: Eukaryota; Metazoa; Arthropoda; Insecta; Hymenoptera; Formicidae
Product: PAT complex subunit Asterix
Biological process (GO): protein insertion into ER membrane
Cellular component (GO): endoplasmic reticulum membrane
Molecular function (GO): protein folding chaperone
Source: RefSeq, a predicted model, not a curated record